Molecule: messenger RNA, 768 nt
Organism: Bubalus bubalis (water buffalo)
Lineage: Eukaryota; Metazoa; Chordata; Mammalia; Artiodactyla; Bovidae
Product: histone H3.3A-like
Exons: 1
Coding region: 116-526 (136 amino acids)
Cellular component (GO): nucleosome
Molecular function (GO): structural constituent of chromatin; DNA binding; protein heterodimerization activity
Source: RefSeq, a predicted model, not a curated record
UGCUGGUGUUCGCAGCCGCCGCCGCGCCGCCGUCGCUCUCCAACGCCAGCGCCGCCUCUAGCUCGCCGAGCUCCAGCCGAAGGAGAAGGGGGGUAAGUAAGGAGGUCUCUAUACCAUGGCUCGUACAAAGCAGACUGCCCGCAAAUCGACCGGUGGUAAAGCACCGAGGAAGCAACUCGCUACAAAAGCCGCUCGCAAGAGUGCGCCCUCUACUGGAGGGGUGAAGAAACCUCAUCGUUACAGGCCUGGUACUGUGGCACUCCGUGAAAUUAGACGUUAUCAGAAGUCCACUGAACUUCUGAUUCGCAAACUUCCCUUCCAGCGUCUGGUGCGGGAAAUUGCUCAGGACUUCAAAACAGAUCUGCGCUUCCAGAGUGCAGCUAUUGAUGCUUUGCAGGAGGCAAGUGAGGCCUAUCUGGUUGGCCUUUUUGAAGACACCAACCUGUGUGCUAUCCAUGCCAAACGUGUAACAAUUAUGCCAAAAGACAUCCAGCUAGCACGCCGCAUACGUGGAGAACGUGCUUAAGAAUCCACUAUGAUGGGAAACAUUUCAUUCUUUAAAAAAAAAAAAAAAAAUUCUCUUCUUCCUGUUAUUGGUAGUUCUGAACGUUAGAUAUUUUUUUUCCAUGGGGUCAAAAGGUACCUAAGUAUAUGAUUGCAAGUGGAAAAUAGGGGACAGAAAUCAGGUAUUGGCAGUUUUUCCAUUUUCAUUUGUGUGUGAAUUUUUAAUAUAAAUGCGGGGACAUAAAGCAUUAAUGAAAGUCAAAA